AUGGGCAAAAAAUUUAAUCAUUCAGAAAUAUUUCCAAGUAACCCAAUGCUCGUGUGUAUAUGCGGUAGUUCCGGUUCUGGGAAAACUCAUCUCACUUUUAACAUGUUGACAACACCAAACCUUUUAGAUUUCAAUUCUUUGUAUAUCUACACAACAACACCAGAGCAAUCGUAUUAUCAAUCUCUCAAAGCUUUAGAAUAUUUACCAAAGAAAGAUGUUCAAGACCUAUUUCAUUAUUACGAAGGAAACGAAAAAGUGGAAAUAAAAGAUACAGAUAACUACAUCGAAGCAAAGAAUCCAACGGAUAUAAAAGUUUUUCUUACGAAAAAUGUUAAUGACCUAGACUUGACUAAUAUUGAUAGCAAUCGAAAGAACUUAAUAUUAUUUGACGACUGCGUAGCGCAAAGAAAUCAAGCUGUUCAACAAGAAUUCUUCACGAAAGGAAGACAUCACAACUGUCACUGCAUAUACCAAUCCAAAUCUUUUUACGGGACGGAUUCUAUGUUCAUUAGAAAAAAUGCAAAUUGUUUUUUAUUAUUUGAAUUAAACGAUUAA
This is a messenger RNA of Lottia gigantea (owl limpet), 555 nucleotides long. RefSeq lists its product as hypothetical. The coding region runs from base 1 to 555 and encodes 184 amino acids. Lineage: Eukaryota; Metazoa; Mollusca; Gastropoda; Lottiidae. The transcript has a single exon. The record is from RefSeq and is a predicted model, not a curated record.